This is a messenger RNA of Coccomyxa subellipsoidea C-169, 13378 nucleotides long. RefSeq lists its product as hypothetical. The coding region runs from base 1 to 12822 and encodes 4273 amino acids. Gene Ontology annotation, biological process: DNA repair; regulation of DNA-templated transcription. The transcript has 73 exons. Gene Ontology annotation, molecular function: protein binding; transcription coregulator activity. NCBI's taxonomy places the organism in Eukaryota, Viridiplantae, Chlorophyta, Trebouxiophyceae, Coccomyxaceae. Gene Ontology annotation, cellular component: nucleus; NuA4 histone acetyltransferase complex; SAGA complex. The record is from RefSeq and is a predicted model, not a curated record.
AUGACAAAGAUGCUCGCCAGCUCUGACUUUGAGGGCCUUGCACAGGCUCUCCAGGCUCCUGAUGCUGGAGUCGAGCAGCAGCUCGCCAGGAUGACAGAGAUCCGCGAGAGCAUCGAGUUGGUGCACACACAGGAGUAUGGGAAGUUGCCGCACAAUGACUUCCUGCGGCCGCACGCAGUCGUGCUCAUGCAAGCUGCACUCAAUGUGCUCAAUACUGACAAUGAGGAGAAUGGUUUGCUAUGCCUCCGCAUCACCUUCGACCUGCACAAGGCAUUCCGGCCCAACCUGGAAGAGCUUGUGUUUGAGGGCGUGAGUGCUAGCUACAAAAACUACUUUGAGCCUGGUCCAGAGGGGCGACAGAUGCAGGACAUCAUCCCCACAACGCAGUCAUUCAAGAUUGUUGCCGAGACGCCCAUCCAAGUGAUGUUCCUCAUCAACCUCUACUCGCGCUCAGUGAACCAGUAUGUGCCGGUGCUGGCUCCUCUUAUGGUCAAUGCAGUGUCGCUGCCAGGCCUGCCAGCAGCCGUGCAGCAGGAUAACAAGCUGAAGGCGCUUGCCUCAGAUUUCAGGAACGCCCAGGUCAAGAUCCUGAGCUUCCUGACGUACCUCCUGCGCCAGUUCCCGGGGGUGAUCCGACCCCAUCAGGAGUCCAUUUCCACCUCGCUGGUCAGGGCGCUGCAGGCCUGCCCAGACUCUGUCCAGAUGCGCAGGGAGCUGCUCAUUGCAACUCGCCACGUCCUGACCACCUCUGUGCGAGGAGGUUUCCUGGGCGAGCUGGAGACGCUGCUGAAGGAGGAGACGCUGGUGGGCCGUGGGCGGCAGUGCCAGACAGAGCUGCGGCCGCUUGCCUUCUCCAUGCUCGCCGAGCUGGUGCACCAUGUGCGCAGCGAUCUCACCUUCGCCCACCUCUCCCGCGUCAUCUACCUCUUCUGCAGGCGCGCCCCUGCGCCUCGAUGCUCCAAAUGGGCAUUUCCUUUCGAACUUUGGCAGAUGAACCUGCAUGACAGCACGCUGCCGGUGAGCGUGGAGUGCACGAGCGUGCGGCUGCUGCUGAACCUGGUGGAGGUUGUCUUUGCGCGGCGCGCCGAUGUGCGCUCAGCCGAGGCGCACCGGCAGCUGCUGGCCGGCAUCCUGGACGCCUUCACCUCCAAGCUGUCCAGCCUGCACCACCGCCUGCCCCUUCUCCUCUCCUACGUAGCGGAGAGGGAGGCUCUGCAGGUGAAGGCAGAAGCAGAGGCAAAGGCGAGCGAAGCAGCUGCGGCCAGUGCGGGCGAUGCUGCGCCCGCCCAAGCAGCACCCCCCGCUGAUCAACCACAGGGCGCUGCCCCUGCGACAGCUGCUGCCGCAGCUGCAUUUCCUGCGCCAGAAGGUGGUCAGGGGGCUGCAGCCGGCGUCCCCAAGGCGCAAGAUUCCCAGGCCGACGCUGCCAAGCAGAGCAUCCCUGCAAAGCCUCCCGAGGUCCCCCGCUUGAAGGUGCUCUACAUCCAGGAGAGGAGCGAGCACGACAAGCAGGUGUCCGACGCGAAGCUGAUCCUGUCCACGCUGAUCAUGGGGAUGAAGACGCUGCUGUACAGCAUCACCAACUAUGGCAACACCAUCGUCAGCUCCCAGCCAGGCACACCCCAACUGCCGAGCAUGGGCCUGCGGGAGGCGGAGAUUCGGCUGGCGACGCGCACGAUCAAGCGCGGGCUGCCCUGCCUGCAGCUCUACGGCGACCGUGCCGGCCAGGAGCCGCGCGUCUACGAUCGCCACGCCGACAUCUAUGACACCUUCGCCGACAUGUUCACCGUGCUCACGAACCCCCGGGACGUCAUCGAGGUGUUCUCACUGCAGAUGCCGCGCUUCUUUGAUGCCAUCAUCGAGAACCCCAGGCUGCUGCGGGUGGUGGGCACUCUCUUCGCGAGCCCGCCCAUUGGACCACCCUUCGCCCAGGAGGGGGAGCUGACGCUGAAGCUGCUGAAUCUGUUCCUGGACGCGCUGACCAAGUUCCCAGGCCUGGAGGGGGUCCUGGCUCCCUUUUUUCAUGAGCUAGUCAGCAAGACGCUGGCCCGGCUGCACAACUCCACCGCCAAGGAGGGCUACCUCGACCUGCUUCUCGCCCUCUUCAGGGCCAUUUCGAUGCUGCGACAGCAGGGGGGAGCGGUGGUGAACGGCGUGGCAAGCGGGGAAUCGCUGUGCGCGCUGUUCACGGGGUCGGGUGUCGGCGUCACCAACCCGCCGCUGCUGGUGCCCACCAUCGACCACCUCACCGCGCUCCUGGAGGGCCCACGCUCUGGCCCCUACAAGAGCGCUCUGCUCGAGCUCCUCCUCAUCAUGCCCUGCAGGCUGUCGGAGAUCUUGUCGGUGCUGGGGCGGCUGAUGGCGCCGCUGGUGGCUGCGCUGAGCGGGAACGAGGCGCUGGUGACGCUGUCCAUCCGAACGCUGGAGUAUUGGGUGGACUCCCUCAACCCCGAGUUCCUGGAGCCCGCCAUGCUGCCCGUCAUCCCCCAGCUCAUGCGCGCCCUCUGGUCCCACCUGCGGCCCCUCCCCUACAACUUCUCCGCCAAGGCGCUGGCGCUGCUGGGCAAGCUGGGAGGGCGCAACAGGCGGUUCCUGAAGGACCCCCUGGAGCUGGACCUGAAGGACAACCCCGAGCACGGCCUGCGCCUCAUUCUCACCUUCCAGCCCUCCACCUCCUUCCUCGUCCCCCUGGACCGCUGCCUCGCCCUCUCCUCCCAGAGCCUGCUCGCCCCCACCAGCAAGCAGAGUGUGCACGAGAAGCGCGAGGCACUGCGGUUCCUGCACAUCUGCCUGGCCAGCGUGCUCAACCUGCGCUCGCCGGACGACUCCGAGCUGCCUGGCACUUCCAUGGACAAGCUCACCUCCAUGCUCUUCGGCAACCAGGCGCCGCCGCACAUAGAGCCGACCCCGGCAGUGACGGAGAUGGGCGUGAAGACCAAGACGCAGCUGCUGGCGGAGCGGCAGGUGCUGCGCCAGCUCAUCACAUCAGUCAUCGCGGCGUCCGCCGACAAGGACCUGCAGCCGCAGGGCGCCGACUACACGCUCGGAGUCUGCCGCCACUUUGCUCUGCUCUUCGCCGCCGGCGCCAGCGCCCCGCUGCCCUCUGUGCCCGCCGGCACGGAGACCUCGCGCACCGCUCGCAUGUCCAGCCUCAAGGAGCUCGACCCCCACAUCUUCCUGGACGCCCUCGUCGAGGUUCUGUCAGAGGAGGAUGCAGAUCGGGUGGAUGCAGCAGUCAAGGGCAUUGAGGCGUUUGUGGACACGCUCAUGCUGGUCACCGAAACCCAGAACGAGCUGAGCAAGGCAGGCGGUCCAGAGGAGGCAUCGGCUGCCGAUGAUGUCUCCCCUGCAGAGCCGAUGAAUGUGGAUGCAGCAUCUCCCGCACAGGAGACCACUGCGGCUGGGGCUGCCACAGAGAACGGCACAGCAGACCCUGCCGCACAGAAGGAGACCACCCCCAGACCUGGCAGCCCAAAGCGUCCAACUGUCAGCAGCGCAGAAGGAUCCUGGCCGGCGUCCCUGGAUGAGCUGCUGGCUCGAGUGCUGCACUGCUGCUAUGGUGACUCGUGGGCCACGCGCAUCGGCGGCCUUGCCGCGGUCGGCCUCCUCGCCAAGAAGCUGCCGGCGGUGCAACUGCGGGCGCGGCUGCCGCUGUGUGUGCGCGCGCUGCUGACUGUGAUGCGCGGGCUGCCGGAGCACGCCAUUAGCCAGGUGCAGGAGCUGCGCGCCACCCUCACCGGCCUCCUCCACCGCUGCCUCAUUGAGGGCCGCCCCCUGCCCACCCCGGCUGAGGUAAAGGCCAGCUCGCAGCGAGUGGGAGCGGAGGGCACGUCUGUCACGGAGGGAACUUCAGCGGUUGAGGCGAAGGAUGAGGCUGCUGGCGCUGGCCAGGACACACCAAUGCCUAACGCUAAGGAACCUGAGCAGCCUGCUGCAGCUGCACCGGCGCCAACGGCUGCUGCCGAUGUUGCACCUGCGGCUGCUGGGGAGCAGCCGCCCAUCAGCCUGCCCCGCAUGUCCUCCAGCGUAUCGGCGGAGAUGGCAAUAUCUCCGGGCGGGGCAGCGGCUGAGGACAUCUCUCCACGUGGCAGUAAGGAGGAGAGUGCCGCAGACAAGGCUCCGAGCAUGGAGCCCCUGGACGAAGGCACUGACCGGACGCUUGCAGGCGUCGUGCAGGUGGUCUCGCACGAGCUGCUGAGCCCCCGCUCCUCUGAAGCCCUGCGCAAGCUGGCAGACGAGUGCCUGAAGGCAAGCCCCAACCACUCCCGCCUCCCUGCUGCUGUUGUGUGCAAGGCGAGCGGGCGCACAUCGGCGCAGCUGCUGAAGCCGCUGCUGGAGAAGCUGUCCCCGCCGCUGGAGAAGCGGCGGCUGAUGCCGCUCAAGCACGCCAACCUGCAGAUCGGCAACGCGGCCGCCUUCACCUACUGCAUGCAGCAGAAACCGCCUUUGCUACCCCUCUCGCAGGAAGUGGUCAUGGUUAUUUCGGACGCUUAUGUGCUGUCGGAAAUGGAUGAUGCCAAUUUAACGGCCCAGCUGGCCGGCCUGCAGCGCGUGUCCGGCGACACCACCAAGGUUGCAGAUCAGCUUCGCUCCGUCUGCCUGUCCAUGCUGUGCGCCGCCAUGCAGUGGGACGACUUCAGGGAUAGUGGGGACCUUGCAGAGCUGCGCGGGCGCAUCAUCCAGAUUUUCUUCAAGCACCUGACCAGCUCCAAUGAGGUGGCGGUGUGCAUGUCCCAGGAGGGGCUGUCCGCUGUGAUUGCGCACCAGAAGAUGCCCAAGCACCUGUUGCAGACGAGCUUGCGCCCGAUCCUGGUCAAUCUGGCAUACUACAACAAGCUCAAGCUUCCCCUGCUGCGAGGCCUGGCACGGCUUCUCAAUCUGCUGGCAAGCUGGUUCAACGUCACACUUGGGGAGAAGCUGAUUGACCACCUCAAAAAGUGGCUGGAGCCAGAGAAGCUGCUGCAAGUCACGCACUCGUGGGAGCCCGGCCAGGAGUGCCACAUCGCUGCUGCCAUCCUGGACCUGUUCCACCUGCUGCCUCCUCCCGCUGUCAAAUUCCUGGAGUCAGGGGAGCGGCCUGGGCUGGUGGUGCUGAUGAUAGAGCUGGAGGGUGCGCUGGCGCAGAUGCCGUCCAACACAGAGCCCACCAAGAUGUGGUCCCCCUACAGGGAGCCCCUCGCCAGGUUCCUCAACAAGUACCCGGAAGAGGCGGUGACGUACUUCCUUGAGAGGAAGCGCAUGGCCAACCCGAGCUACAUCCACCGCUUCAUCGACAUUCUACGCUCGCCCCUGGGCCAGCCCCUGCUCAGCCAGCUGGCCGCCUCCUCCGACAAGCUUGCCGAGCUCAUCAAUUUCCCUUUUGUGGCCCCGCCCCCGCCAGAGCAGCUUACACCAGAGCAGAUUCAGGAUGAGAAGGCGAAGGUGGCUGCGCAUUUCCACGCGGUGCACCUGAUCGCCAUCGUGACCAAGCUGCUGCCGGAGUGGCUGCCCCAGCCGCUGUUCGAGCUGCUGCUGCACCAGGUGGAGGAUGAGGAGCGGCUGGAGAGGGCGCAGCUGUAUGAGAGCAAGCGACUGGCCAAGGCGCUGCUGUCCUAUCUAAGCCGCCAUCACGACCUUGUGGGGCCCCUGUUCGACCUGCUGGACAUCUUCACCGUGCGCACGCGCGUCGACUUCGCCUUCCUCAAGGACUACCUCAAGACCACCAUACUGCGGCACUUCCUGGAGGUAUUCCAGCAGCAGAGCCGGCCGCAGGAGCAGCUGGUGCAGGCGGCGAGCCUGUUGGUUCUGCCCAUGCUGGAGGCCGGCUACGAGGCCGGGAAGGCCAUCGUGGACGACGACGCCCUUACCACCAUGGUCACCAUCAUGUUCGACCCCCCUGACGACCUCGCCAGCGCGUACGGGGAGGGCAUGAAGAUGGAGCUGCUGCAGCUGGCGACGCUGCUGAUCCGGCGCGCGCCGCAGCAGCUGGUGCAGCACCGCAAGGAGCUCAUCAAGUUCGGCUGGAACCACCUCAAGCGCGACGACAGCGCCGCCAAGUACUACGCCUUCCUCAACGUCUGUCACUUCCUCGACGCCUACCAGGCCCCCGAGAAGAUUGUCCUGCAGGUGUUUGUAGCGCUGCUGCGGACAUGCCAGCCGGACGGGCGGAGGGUGCUGGUGCGGCAGGCGCUGGACACGCUGACGCCCGCGCUCGUGCGGCGGCUGGCACCGGGGGACGCCAAGUACCCGAUCUGGGUGCGCUACACCAAAAAGGUGCUGGUGGAGGAGGGCCACUCCAUGCCCCACCUCAUCCACAUCUGGCAGCUCAUCGUGCGCCACGCCGACCUCUUCUACUCUUCCAGGACGCAGUUCAUGACGCAGAUGGUCAACGGGCUGAUGAAGCUGGGCCUGCCUCAGAACGCAACGCUGGAGAACCGCCGCCUGUCGCUCGAUCUGGCCGGCCUCGUUGUGCACUGGGAGCAGCGGCGCAUCGCCGAGAGCGAAGCUGCACCCACCGCGGCAGCUGACGCGUCCCAGGCAGAGCCAAUUUCGCUCAAACGGCGCCGGGAGGGCGGCUCUGGCAUUCCCACCGAGAUCAAGGAGGAAGUGGAGGCUGCCGAGGAAGGACGGCCGGCCAAGCAGCCGCGCACGGAGGGCACGCCCUCAAACGGCCAGGCCGCGCCCGAUCAGCAGGCGGCGCAGCAGCCGGCGGGGCCCGAGGCCUCCGGCUCUGCGGGCGCCGCCGCCAAUGCAGCCGCCGAGGCGCAGGUCCUCGCUGAUGUCGACCCCUCGCUGGCACAAGCCAGGCAAGCGAGCUCGAGCGCGGACGAGGACUGCAAGCUGACGCCGACGAUGCAGGAGAUGGUGCUGGUGUUCCUCAUCCGCAUGGCCUUCCUGCUGGGCGACGGCCACAAGGAGGCCGAGUACCAGACGCUGCACAAGCACACCCUGGCGCUGUUCGGGGAGGCCCUGUCGCUCUGGCCCAAUGUGCCUAUCAAAAUCAAUUUCAUCAACAAGCUGCUCGAGUCCAACAUCGCCCACAACCAGGACCCCCCUCCAGCCCUCGUCACAGGGCUGAAGCUGAUGAAGCAGGCGCUGGUGGUGCAGCCGACGUUGUUCAUGCAGGUGUCGCACCAGGCGCUGAUCUAUGUGCUGGAGCCGGCCUUCACCAGCUCGCACAACACGGUCGUCUCGCUACUGUGCGACAUGCUCGAGAGACUGUACAAGGAAUUCUACACCGUCCCCAAGACCAACGAGCCGCCCCCCACCAUCCCUCCCCAAGUCUCGGAGGUGAACCACCGUGUGCAUGAGAUCAUGCAGCACCACCUGACGCAGGCCUACAACCAGAACGUGCCGCUGACGCCCGCAUCGCCGGCCGGGCUGCUGGGUGUCUGCGCGUCGUUGCGCGUGCUGUCCACGCUGGAGGCGUUUGCGCCGGACUACGUGGCGCGGUUCACGCCGCUGCUGGUGAAGCUGCUGAACCGCGUGGCGCGCGAUCACGCCUCUCCCGGUGGCCUCGUCCUCGACCCCACCCGCCAACCCCUCGGCCGCAGCCCCAGGGAGGGCGGCGACAUGGGGGAGCCGGAGUACGGGACGCUGACGUGGGCGACGCUGGCAGCGCUCAAGCUGGCGGCCAACAAGGUGCUGAUGCAGGCGGACCGCAAGAAGCUCUUCCUGCAGACGCUCGUGCUGCUCAUCACGGGCAAUGCUGCUAAGCACACCGACCCCGCCAUCCUCAUGGGCAUCCUCACCAUCGUCCGCUCCUGGCUGCUCAACCCCCAGCCACAUUCCGCCGCCCCCAACAAGCCCCCCGAGCUCGUCAGCCUCACCGAGAAGGAGGCAAUCCUGUUCCUGCAGCGGCUGGCGUCGCUGGCGCGCAACGGGUGGACGCGGGGCCCCCUGCAGCAGCGCUGGGAGUCCACCUUCCUCGAAAUGAUCCACAGCCUCUGCACCUCCACCAACCUUGGCGAUGGGCUGCGCGUGGAUGUGUUUGACAAGGUGGAGCGUGUGUUCCUGCUGGGCCUGCGCGCGAGCGACCCGGCCAUGCGCCGCAAGUUCUUCGACCUGUACAACAGCGCCAUCCCGGUCACACUCUUUGACCGCCUGCGCUUCAUCGUGUGCAGCCAGGACUGGGAGCACCUUGCCGACACCUUCUGGCUCAAGCAGGGCCUGGACCUGGUUCUGGCGGUCCUGGUGGAGAAGGAGCCCAUCAAGUUGGCGCCCAACUCCGCCCAGAUACCCGCGCUGCUGGCGCAGACCAAGCAGAACAUUUUCCACCUCAAGCCCCACCAGUCGCCUGCCCCUCAGCAGCAGCAGCAGCAGCAGCAGCCGCCUGCUCUACAGGCCGCCAUCGCUGCCCCUCCUGGCGGCCAGCCAGCAGCCGACGGCGCUGUGGCGGCCCCGGUCGAGAAUAGCGACAUGCCGGCAUCCACUGCCCAGCAGCCUCCCGCACCAGAUGCAUCCCAAGCAGUGCCCAAAACCGAGCCCGGCACUGAUCUGCAGCAGCAGGGGCAGCCAAUGGAUGUGGAUCCAAAGCCAGAGGAGGCAGGCCAGCAGGCAGGCGCCAUGGCUGCACCGCCUGUGCCACAGCCGCUGCCAGGUCAGAUCCCGCCGCCUGCCGCGCCGCACGCUCUGCCGGGCCCCAAGAUGGAGCCUGGCGCGCCUGCGGCUGUGGGCGCUCGGCCGAGCGAAGCGGCUGCGCAGCAACCCAACGGCGCUCUGCCGGGCCCUGUUGUCCCCAUCGCGGCCCAUGCGCAUGCCGGCGCAUCAGGCUCGGGGGAGAUGGCUCCUCCGCCGCCUGUGCCCCAGGGGCUACCCAAGACGCAGUCCGGGGCCAUCCAGCUGCCCACGCUGCUCUCCAUGCAGUCUGGCCUUUCCACAACCGGCGGGAAUGCUGGUAUUCAGCUUCCGCAAUGGCCACAGCCGCCGGGUCCUCCACCGGACGGCGCGGACGCGGCCGAGCGGCCGGCAGAGGUGGCAGCGCAGGGCAUAGAGGAGCCCAAGGUGCCGGCCGGGCCCAUGCUGAGGGAGGCAACGUCAGGGCUCGCCAUCCCAGAGGCUGUCGACGAGCUGAUGCGGGAACACCUCCGCUUCCUCUACAAAGAAGGCUCAUACGAGGUGCAGGACAUGGUGAGCACGGUGACGGAGGUGGCGCACGGCGACGCGCACAUGGCAUGCCACCUGUGGGUGCUGGUGUUCCCCAUCGUGUGGGCCACGCUGUCCGAGAAGAAGGAGCAGCAGAUCCAGCUGGCCAAGCCCAUCAUCGCCCUGCUCUCUAAGGAGUACCACCUGCGCCAGGCACAGCAGCGCCCCAAUGUUGUGCAGGCGCUGCUCGAAGGCAUCUCGCUGAGCCAGCCGCAGCCCAAGAUUCCCUCGGAGCUCAUAAAGUUCCUGGGGAAGACCUACAACGCCUGGCACAUCGCCAUCCCCCUGCUGGAAUCCCACGUCAUGCUCUUCCCCACUGAGACGAGGUGCUUUGACGCGCUGGCAGAGCUGUACAGCAUGCUGAACGAGGAGGACGUGUUGUUUGGGCUGUGGAAGCGGCGCGGCGCGGCCGAGGAGACGCGCGCGGCGCUGUCGUGCAUCCAGCACGGCGUGCUGCAGCAGGGGCAGGACUACCUGCUGGACGCCAUCCGCAAGGCCGCCAACAACCAGUUCCCUCCCCUCUCCGCAGAUGGGAGGGGUGUGCCAAGCAAGGGGGAGCAGGCGCAGUGGACGAAGCAGUAUCUGGCGUGCGCGGCGGAGCUGAGCCAGUGGGAGGUGGUGGCCGAGUACGCGAGCGUGACGGAGAACUACGCGCAGAUGGCCGAGUGCCUCUGGCGCCUGCACGACUGGAUGCGCCUCAAGGACAUCGUCCUGCCCAAGGCCAACGUGGAGGAUACGCCGCAGUCGGAGAUGAUCCGCACCUACGUGAAGCUGCAGGAGGGCGACAUCAUUGAGGGCGACAAGCACACCAGCGCCGGCAUUGGCAAGGCGCUUGAAAAGUGGUGGCAGCUGCCGGAGGUGGGCGUGUGGCCGCAGCUGCAGCAGCUGGCAUGCUUCCAGCGGCUGGACAUCCUGGAGACGUGGCGGCUGCGCACGCCGAACGAGUGGGAGCCGCUGGGCACUUGGGCGGACGUCCUCAACUGGCGCAACGCCAUCUACAACGUCGUCAUCAACGCCUUCAAGAACGUUGGUGAUAUGGCGCCCCACCUGCACCAGCUCGGCUACCGCGACAAGGCCUGGUCGGUGAACCGGCUGGCGGCGAUAGCGCGCAAGCACGACUGCCCCGAGGUGUGCAAGAACAUCAUCGCGACGCAGUACGGCUUCAACGCGAUGGAGGUGCAGGAGGCGUUUGUGAAGAUCCGAGAGCAGGCGCAGGCCUUCCUGGAGCAGCCCGACCAGCUCAUCGCCGGCCUCAACCUGCUCUCCGGCCAGAACCUGGACUACUUCCAGACACCCCACCAGGCUGAGCUGUUCCGGCUGGAGGGCUUGUUCCACCGGGCGCUGAACGACCCCGAAGCGGCCAACCGCGCCUUCUCCACGUCGCUGUCCCUGUGGCCCCAGCUGGCUGCCGGCUGGCUGUCCUGGGGAGACUUCUGCGACAGCAGGGCCAAGGCGAAUGGGAGCGAGGCAAGCUGGCUGGAGAAUGCGGUGGUGUGCUACAUGCAAGCCAUCAGGCACGGCAGUGCACCCGCGCGGGCCAUGAUGCCGCGCAUCCUCACGCUCUUCUCCUUCCACGACUCCACCGGCGCUGUCACGCAGGCCAUCCGCAAGAACAGCCGCCAGGUGCCGCUGAAUGUGUGGCUGCCGUGGCUGCCGCAGCUGCAGACUAGCCUGCAGCGGCCGGAGGCCGCGCUGGUGAAGGACCUGCUCGCACAGCUGGCCACCACAUACCCCCAGGCGGUCUACUACGGCCUGCGCACCAUCCUCCUCUCCCUGCGAGAGGCCGCGGUGAAGGCGGUGCAGGAGGUGAGGCAGGCGGCGCGCACGAGCAGCGGGGCCAUGCCGGCCACGCCCAGCCUGCUGGCAGACCAGCCCUCGGCCAGCGCCGCGUCAACGGGGGCGCUCCCCGGCGGCGGCCCCACCGCGUCCCUCAGCUCCGGCGGCGCCGGCGGCGCGGUCUCCGGCGCCGGUCAGGCCGCCAACGGCAUGGACACCGACAGCGCCGCCCGGGAAGUCCGGUCCUCCGGCAACGUGGUGGACAGCGAGGCGCCGGCGGGCGAGGGAGCAAGGGCGGCGGACGGCAGCAGCCCGAGCGGGCAGGCGGCCAAGCCGCUGGAGAAGCCGCCCGAGGUGGUGGCGUUUGAGGCCGGCAAGGAGAUCAUGGACCUGCUGCGCAGCAAGCACCCCCACUCCACUGGCUCCCUCGAGCUCAUGAUGUCCGAGAUCGGGACGCGGUUUGUGCCCAAGGCAGAGGAGCGGCUGCUGGCUGUUGUGCAUGCGCUGCUGCACCGCUGCUACAAGAUGCCCUUCUCCAACAACGCUGAGGUCCCUGCCUCGCUCAAGAAGGAGCUGUCAGGCGUGUGCAAGGCGUGCUUCAGCAACGAGCACAUGGCGCGGCACGGGCGGCUGAUGGGCGAGUACCGGGACCAGUUUGUGCGCGACCUGGACCCGGCCUCGCCCGGCUGGCCGGCCACGCUGGGCGAGCUGAGCGGGCGGCUCAAGCAGUGGCGCGCAACGCUGCAGAGCACCGAGCAGGCGUUCACGGAUGUGGAGAUGCCGGGGCAGUACCUGGGGGGCGCGGAGGUGGCGCCGGAGUCGGUGGUGUUCCUGGAGCGCAUCGGCUCCAACGUGGGCAUCGUGCGCCGCCACGCCACCUCCUACCGCCGCCUCGCGCUCCACGGCUCCGACGGCAAAACCGUCCACUUCCUCGUCCAGACCGGCCAGCACUGGUCCAACACCUCCGGCGCUGCGGACGAGCGCAUGAUGCAGCUGCUGCGCAACAUGAACCGGCUCCUGGACAAGCACCCACAGUCCCGCCGCCGCCACCUCGCCUGGCACACCCCCAUCAUCGUCCCCGUCUACCCCCAGGUGCGGCUGGUGGAGGAGGAGCUGAGCUACUGCAGCUACGGGGAGGCGUACGAGGUCAACUGCGCGCGCUACGGGCGCGAGGCGGACAUGCCCAUCGCGCACUUCAAAAAGCGCUGCUGCUCCCCCUCCGGCAACCUCAUCUCCGACCCCAACGGCGAAAUCCGCCUUCAGGCGUACCACGAGAUAGAGACGCGUUUGGUGACGGAAACGGUGUUCAGCCAGUACAUGUACAAGACGCUGCCCACCAGCAAUCACCUCUGGGCCUUCAAGAAGCAGUUCUGCACCCAGAUGGCGCUGUCCGGUCUGCUGUCGCACAUGCUGUUGAUCGGGGGCCGCACGCCGUACAAGAUCCUGUUUGCGCGCGCAUCGGGCAAGACGUUCCAGAUCGACUUCUACCCGGUCUACGACCAGCGCGGCAUGCUGGAGCGCAGCGAGCCGGUGCCCUUCCGCCUUACGCGCAACCUGCACACCUUCUUCACGCCCUUUGGCAUCGAGGGCGUCUUUGUUUCCGCCAUGGCCGCCGCCGCCCAGGCGGUGCUGGGCCCGAACAACAACCUGGCGGAUCUGCUGGCGCUGUUCUUCCGGGACGACAUAACGGCGUGGAGCCAGCGGCGGCAGCAGCGCGGGGGGGCCUGGCGCCACCCGCAGCUCAAGCAGCUCGUCGACCACAACAUCGACCAGUGCCUCAAGCGCAUGGGCCACGUCGCCCCCAGCCGGCCCCAGGAGGGUGUGCCGGCGAGUGUGCAGAGGGGCGCACAGGAGCUGGUGGAAUCGGCCCUGAACCCGCGCAACCUCUGCCGCAUGGACCCCACCUGGCACCCAUGGUUCUAGGCUAGUGCGUGCCCACAGCCAGAAGCAGAAUGUGCUAGGCAGAGAGUGGUGUCACAAGCUGCAACAUGCUGAAUACCAGUGUGUACAUGUUUUCUGUACAUUCUACGAGGCCAGUGUGCAUAGUAUUCAUCAGUGAAGAUCGCAUGUACAGUUGGUGCGGGUGUGGGCAGUAGCGACUGCAGAGGUGCACCCAUACUUUUGCAUGCUUCAAAUGAUCAUAGUUUUAUUGUUAUUUCCUUUGCAGAUGCAGACGUCUACUAGAGCCUGACAUGCGAUUCGACAGGUUCUUUACCUUUGCAUACUUGUUGAGGGUCAGGUCCCAAAAAAGCAAAUGUUUGUUGGAGGGUGGUCCAAGCCCCAUCAUUAUCAGCUGGAUCUUGGGCUGACAAAAUGUUUAUAUAUGGCUUUCCCCAUGGCUAGCCACUAAAUCGAGAUAGGUCCUGUGGAUCUGGAGGACACAGGAUGUUUAUUAGAAGGACAGCUCACUGAUUUGGCAACUUGCACCUGUUGUCAAUGAGAGUGUGCAAGUUGAGCAUUGUAAACAGCCGCUUAGUUC